Messenger RNA from Talaromyces proteolyticus, 2560 nucleotides. RefSeq lists its product as uncharacterized. Lineage: Eukaryota; Fungi; Ascomycota; Eurotiomycetes; Eurotiales; Trichocomaceae. Gene Ontology annotation, biological process: actin cytoskeleton organization. The transcript is spliced from 3 exons. The record is from RefSeq and is a predicted model, not a curated record. Bases 94 to 2211 code for a protein of 705 amino acids. Gene Ontology annotation, molecular function: actin binding.
AAGCUCAGCCACCAUUGGGCUCGAUUGAUACGGUACAACUGUCUCCCAGGCUGUUGAUAACCAAAGUUGCUCGAUAUUAGUGAGGAAGCCACCAUGGCUGCAUUGGUCCAGACGAUUCCCCAGCAGAACGGCACUAUCACCCUCCUCCAAACCCGUCCAUCCUCCGCUUCUGGACAGACCUUCGUUUCUGCCUCGCACAUAAACCAGCCCCAGCUUACGCGUGGUCAAGCCAUGUCGUUGGGCUACAACGGCGUGGGCGGGUCCGCUCCCAACAGGAACUCCGUGGCUCCCUAUGCCUUCACGAGCACCCCGGGUCUGGUUUCUGCUGCUGGAAAUGCCCAGCAACGUCAAUUGUCUUCCUUCCAGAGUCGUCCAGAAAACAUGUAUUCAACCUACACCCAGAAUACCACCCCCCAACAUGUGUCCCACUUCGCAGCUGGUUCUGUGUCCUCUUCUUCUUCAACCAACUCUUCAUCACGCCCCUCGUACAUAUCUCAAGAUGACAGCAUUCUCUCUUCCCGACGACGAACAAGCGAUGCGGCCCCUCGUCCUUUGUCGACCGUGAACUUGCCGACACAAUCCCCUUUCCUGAACCUGUCUUCCCCAUCCACAGGGGCUAAGCCGUCACCCGACCGCUACCGCCGAGGCAAGCGUUCCCAGGACAAUGUCAACAUGGCCGCACCUAUUCCUACCCGGUCUUCGUCGUAUGACCCAUCUACCACCACCCCGAUUCCUCAAACAUCACGGCCAGCGUUGGCUGGCCACGUACGAGUGCCGAGCGCGGAUGACACCCGCGUGGAAAAGCCGGCAAACCCAGAGUUGGCGAAGAGAUAUCGACGCAGGAGCUGGGCUAACAUGGAUGCUGCUGGAGCAUACUCGCAGGAGGAACCACUUAGCUCGACUCUCUUUGCUCCUCUGCCUGAGUUGAAGUUCGACACCGAGCCAGAUCGGCCUGUGUCUUCCUACUCGCAAAAGAACACCUCAUCAGAAAGCAUUCAUUCGGAGAAAGGUUCCGUGUCUACUGGCACCGAGAACAAACCUACAGUAAACACCUCUCACAGCCCGUCGCCGUUAUCGAAUCAAAUGACUGCCGACCCGGCCUCCCCGGCAUCCAAGACAUCCCCAGAGCCAAUCCACAGUCCUGCAGCACAGCGUCUUGCCGACAUUAGCAAAAUGAGCGGUAAAAAGCCAGGAAAAUCCCGUCUGCGGAGGGCUUUUUCGUUUGGUAGUGCAGCAGAACUUCGCAAGGUUUCUGCUCAAAACUCAAUGGGUAGGCGAGAUGGAGAUACAGAGACAGGCGGUGAUGAAUUGGAUCCAGAACAAGCUGCGAUUGCUGCACAGCAAGAAGCAAAUGGUCUAGGCAAUAGCAUUUAUAGUCAUCAGUUGGGAUCCACGGAUAACCUUUCCAUCUCUUCAACUGCUUCUUCUGCAUCGAUCAUGCUGCGCAAAAUGGGCAGGGGUAUGAAGAAGUCUGGCCGGUCGCUCGUUGGACUGUUCCGCCCAAAGUCUAUAUCCAAUAUGCAGACUGAUUCGGUUGUGGUCGAGCCUACAGCGCCACAGCUGUCAGUCGUCAAUAUAGAAGCUGAACGAAAGACCGUUACUGCCAACCCUGACCCUAGUGAUCAGACUGGGGGUGGUACUGUUUUCCCAAAGAUUCAACCCACCAAAGAAAAGACGACCGAUGUCUCUGUGGUUACGGAACGAGUUGCCCACGAUAUCAACAACUCUCGUAAGAGUAUUGUUGGCGGAGAACGAGAGCGUGCCGAAGUUUUGGCGGCUGUGAAGAAAGGCUCUGGGAGCUCUUCUCCUGUCAUCAAACCGAUAGAGACAACCCAGCCAUAUGUCGCUAAUUCACCUAACUCAAGCGCACCUAGCACCCCAGAUGACCGCUCGCAUCGGAUUGGACACCGACGAACGGACACAGUCAAAAUUGAAGGAGAAGACUACUUCCUGCAGCCGGGCAAGCUUGGGUCUGAUUCGAGAAGUGCGCCUGGAUCACCCCAACCGGUGACCAGCAGAGGCAUCGUGUUCAGCCCACGGAUUCAAUUCCACGAGACAUGGCCUAGCGGCGAGUACGACCGCCGGGGAGAACCGGCGACGUGCAACAGGUUGACUCCUCUCUUGGCUCAGCAGAUCAAGGAGGAGCUGAAUACCUUCAAAAUGGAAAUGGAAGUCCAUGAGACAUCAAAAGUCUACACGCAUUUCCUUUAACGGCAUUUCGAUUGGCGUUCAGCAGACUACUUUUUCGCAUUUGCAUCAUUCCUUGUUACGACCCGGGAUAGCUUGUUGAGAAAAUGCUCCAACAGUUUUUGUAUUCGGAUCAGAUAGACCGAUUGUAAAUUUCCACUUUGAUAUCAUUCUGGACCACCCUUUCCUUUCGAUUCUACUUUCAACCUUCGAGACUUCUCAUAUGCGAUGGUAUAUGAUAUACUCUUUUGUCUUUAAUUGUCAGCAUGAAUUCUAUAUUUGUGUCAUCAAAUGUCCAUCUUUGAGUGAGCGUCUCUGUACUUGUUCUUUCGUGUAUCAUCUUUCAUCUUCAUGAGUGGUUUGGAUUGUGCAG